Eurytemora carolleeae is the source of this 3325-nucleotide messenger RNA. RefSeq lists its product as uncharacterized. The coding region runs from base 100 to 2445 and encodes 781 amino acids. Lineage: Eukaryota; Metazoa; Arthropoda; Copepoda; Calanoida; Temoridae. The transcript has 7 exons. Gene Ontology annotation, cellular component: membrane. Gene Ontology annotation, biological process: proton transmembrane transport. Gene Ontology annotation, molecular function: antiporter activity. The record is from RefSeq and is a predicted model, not a curated record.
UAGAUAAACUAUCGUAGUAGAUUUUAAACUCAGUUUGUAGUAAACAGUUGUACUAUAAUUACAGGAACGUACAUAGUACAAGGUUACAAAUUGGAAAGUAUGGACAACCAGGGUUAUGUCCAAAAUGAGAAGGUUGAUCGAAGACUCAGCCUUGCAGGGAUGGAAUUACCUGGACCUGUCAGUCGAAGAAACAGCAGGGCACCACCACCUUAUGUGCCAGAAGUCCCAAAAUAUAGGGCUGAUAGAAGGCUUAGCUUGUCCGGGAUGGAAAUACCCGGGCCAGUCAGUCGCAGAAAUAGCAGGGCCCCGCCCCCUUUUGUGCCAGAAGUACCUGUAAACAGGGGAGAACGAAGACUAAGUUUAUCUGGAAUGGAAAUACCAAAUGUAGUUAGUCGGAGGAACAGCAAGUAUCAGCAAGUAGUUCAUCCUCAUCCUGUAGUAGAGGAUAAAGAAGAAGUUUCUGAGUAUUCUCCUCCAGCAUAUCCUGGAGAUAAGAAACAACCUGGAAAGGUUAAAAAGUCCUAUAAGAGGGUCAAACAAGUACUUCAAAAUAACAAGAUUACCUCAAACUUUUUUCCUCCAAAAGGAGAUGUGGCGAUUAACAUAACACUGAUGAUAACAGUUGUAAUCAUAUUUCUGUGUGCAAGAACAGUUUUAGGUCCAUAUUCUGCUCUUGGGGGAACAAUCUUUGCUGUCUUCAUUCUUAUCUUCUUUGCUCUGGUUGCAGGACAGAUAGUGCUUCAAGCUGCAGCUUUACUCUCUAAGAUGGUUGGAUUUGAUAUUCGUAUACCCCAGCUUCUUGGAAUGAUGGCUGUUGGGAUAUUUUGUAAAAACGUUCCAUACAAUGCCCAUGAGUUUAACAGCCCAGAAUGUCUUAACAGAUCUUUGGCACAUGGUAAUCUUUACAAAGAACUGCAUGGUAAUGACAGUCAUUUGAUUGAUCAUGAAGGCUUAAAUCUGCAUUCAGAUGACCCAAAUGCGCAUGGAGUUAUGAUGGAUGUUCAUGCCUCUUUAAAGGAAGGACAUUCUGCUAUUGUUGAUCACCUUGAAAAAACAACAGACAAUCCAAAAUUUAGCACCACAGCAAAAAUAUUCCAUGCAAAAGCUAAAGAAUUCAAAUCACCGUCUAAUGCUUCACAAGCUCUAAAGUCACAUGGGGAAGGUUUCAAACCAAUUCCAGAUUCUGAAACUCUUCAUCAUCGCGCAAGACGAAGUGGAGGUCAUGAUGAACCUGCUGUAUACCGUGAUCCUUGUGUUAAGAGAUUUAUUGGAGGUGAUGUUGAUCCAACUGUUAAAGGAAUUUUGAGAUCUGCAUGUUUAACUUUUAUUCUUCUGAUGGCAGGUCUUGAAUUGGAUCCUCCACAACUAUGGAGACUUAAAUGGAUUGUACUGAGAACUACCUUCAUACCUUGCAUAGUAGAGGCAUUUGCUGCUGCCCUGUUUUGUUAUCUGAUCCUUGGAUUUCCCUUUCUUCCUGGACUAUGCUUUGGAUUUGUUCUCUGCGGAGUAUCUCCAGCUGUUAUUAUUCCAGGAUUGGUGAAUCUUAGUCAGAGAGGAUACGGAGUAAAGAAGGGAAUACCAACACUGGUUAUUGCAACAUGUUCUGCUGAUGAUCUUGUGGCUAUUGGAGGAUUUGGAAUAGCUGCUGGAAUUACUUUUAAUCCUGAUGCAUCAAUAUCUGAUCUUGCCAGCCAUGGACCUCUUGAAGUGCUCUUGGGGAUUGCAUUUGGAAUAUUCUGGGGAUACAUCUGCCAAUGGUUUCCAAGUAAGCAGUACGAAAACUAUGUGUUCUUUAGAUGGGUCUUACUGACAGCUGGAGGUGCUUUUGCUCUGUUUGGAGCACAUAUGAUCCAUUAUGAUGGAGCUGGAGGUCUGGCUUGUGUGAUCAUGGCAUUUGUUGCCUCUAUUCAGUGGAGAAGAGAAGGGUGGGGAGAUCAUAACCCUGUUACAGAUAUCUAUAACAAGGUCUGGAUUAUCUUGUCUCCAGUUAUCUUCUCACUCAUCGGAACCAAUAUCAACGCAGAAAAGAUGGAUGGGGCAACUGUAGGAAUGGGUGUUGCUGUACUUGUCUGUUGCUUUUUAACCAGGGGAUUCUUUACCUAUUGGUCAGCUGUUUGCGGAGGAUUAGACACGAAAGAAAAAAUAUUUUUGGCCAUUUCUUGGCUCCCUAAGGCUACAGUUCAAGCAGCUUUAGGUCCGGCAUUCUUGGAAAAAGCAAUAGCAGCAAAUCUUCCAGAGUAUGUGCCAAUUGGAGAAACAAUUCUUACCAUGGCUGUCAUAUCCAUUGCAAUAAGUGCACCCAUCGGAGCCAUACUUAUCUUGGCACUUGGACCUGUACUGCUUCCUAAUGAUUUUGAGGGUGAUGAAGACGAAGAUGAGGAGGCUGGUGAGCUUGAUGUUAUCAAGGAGAACAUGAAAGAAAUCACCAAGGAAGCUCAUCACUAAUACAGAACUUGAUUAUUUAUUGCAAUGCAUCAUUUUUUGGUUUUUAUUUUUAUUAAAAAGUGAUUAUAUAAACAAUUAUUUAGCAUUUGAAUGUUAAAAAAUCAAAAGCAUAUUUAACAAAUAAUUUGGCUUCUUUUAAUAGAAAACUUUUGUUUAGCUGCAAAAGGUAAUAUAUCAUCCUCAAGUUUUCUUGUUUUUGCUUCCACCCUGUAGGUUACUUUCAUACUAUUGGCUUGGCUGCAUCAGUUCAGGGGAUGGUAAACAUAGAUACUAGAUAGCUUAACGCUUAAGAGGUUCAGAAAAUUCUUAGAUUUUGUCAUUCAGAUAAUCAUAUUUUAUUUAUAUUUGAUUCCAAUUUUUAAAAAGAGGGCAUUAUGGAUUAAAAAUUGUAUUAUGCUUUCUUUAGAUUCUUGUUUUAAAGAUUCUAUAGUAUAUGCACUACCAGAAAAAUUGGCCUGUUUUUUCAAUAAAAAGUUAAGGAAUUACUAACCACAAGAAAAUACACUUUCUUAAUAUCUUAAAAUUAUUCCCAAGGGGCAGAAUGGUCGACCCUUCUAUUAAGACAUUUAAAGAAUAAAACCUACUGUUAGAAUAAAAUAAAAUCUUUUUCGCGAUAAAUAUUUUUAUUCCACUUAAUUAUUUAAAACUAUAAGUCAUCAUUUAGCAUUGAUUACUCUAGCCUAAAAUAAUAUCUGUAUUGUUCCUAAUUCUAAAAUAAGGUGUGUUAAUUGUCUUUAAAAGGUUAACAUUCACUUUAAAUGAUAUUAAAACCAAAUCAUUGUAAUGAUAUUUUCCAAUAUAUGUUUUAUAUAUUAAUGCUGCUAAAGAAUGUAUACAACAUGAAACACAGUGUCCAGCAAUAACCAAUCUUAAUAAAGAA